Messenger RNA from Stegastes partitus (bicolor damselfish), 5979 nucleotides. It is a transcript of the gene pcp4l1, whose product is annotated as Purkinje cell protein 4 like 1. The record is from RefSeq and is a predicted model, not a curated record. Bases 75 to 269 code for a protein of 64 amino acids. Lineage: Eukaryota; Metazoa; Chordata; Actinopteri; Pomacentridae. The transcript has 3 exons.
CUGAAGGAUCCCGGAGAGAAGAAGCAGAAGCAGAAGAAGUCCACUUGUGCUGCAGAACUCCCUCCGUCUCCAACAUGAGCGAGCUGGCAUCCACUAACUCUGCUAACAGCAGCCAGACGACUGCAGCUGACAACAAAGAGAAGGCAUCGGCAGCGAAGCCCCAGGAGCAGGAGGAGGAGAUCGACAUCGACCUGGAGGCGCCGGAGACGGAGAAGGCAGCGCUCGCCAUCCAGAACCAGUUCAGGCGCUUCCAGAAGAAAAAGAAGUAGACUGACUGAUCGCGACAGGAAAAGAUAUGAGAUAAAAAGAAAAGAACAAAAAAGAACAAAAAAAAAAACCAAAACAAAACUUUCCGCUGAUGUACAGAUAUACAGUAAACGAUUGAUGGUGGUUUGGGAGGUGGGGGGUGGGGGGAGGGUCGGGGUGACAGAGCGGGGAUUCAAGCCGUUCAGGAUUUAUCGUCAUAUUAUGCAAAGUGUCAUGAAAACGCCUUUUUGCAUGAGAGAUGGGCUGGUAGAGGACGAAGAAGCUGAGGGGGGCAAGAAAGAGGGAAAGGAUGAGAAAUAAGGUGACGAUUUGGAAAUUAUAAUCUAGCAUGACGAAAUACUGUAACCUCCUGCCACCACAUUAACCUUUGCAAAUGUCCCUACAUGUCCGCCGCGUGUCCCUCGAUGCUCCCCGACGUGCAGCCCUUUACCCCGCUUGACGCAACACGAGCCCCGCACACGAGAGGACAACGUAAAAAAAAACACAAACAGGCUUCUUCGCUAAGUGACAGAACAAGCACACGUCCUUCAACACUGACGAAACAGGAACGCACAAAAAGAUCAGAAGCACACUCUCUAGUUUCUCGGCUCUUUUCUUUCCGCUUCCUUUGCCGUCACCAGGCUUCCUUUCUUUCUGUCUCUCUCUGCGCGAGGAUGAAAAUAACACAGAGCAACUGUCUCAGGUGUAAAAUCACCUCUUGUGCAGGCCAGAUAUUGGAUAGCUGCUGCCAGUCUGAUCUCACAGGUGACGGAGGUGGUGGUCAUGGAAACUGGCUGCUAACUCGCUCGGUUAGAGGCGAUUUGCUGCAGGCGAGAUCAAUAUGUGAUGGAAAGCAGGCCCCGCCGCCGCCGCUGCCGCCGCUCGCUCACAUGACUCGUCCGAACCUCUCGAACACAGGCCGGCUAAUGACUGACACAUUAGCGGUGGUCGAGUGUUUAUGUGCGCACAACUUCCAGCAGUCUCCCGGUGACACAUGAUGCUGUUUAAUAUCAAUGAGCACUCCAUGACCUGGUGGAAAUCCAUUCAAAUAUUCAUACCUGCUCAUUUAAAAACAAGCCUUCAAGUGGCAUUUAAUGAAGUUCCGGUUAUUAGAUCUGUAGAGGCUGCGGCAGUGUCUGAGGUGUCGCCCCCGCUGCCUCUGUCACUGAUAGUCCAGGGGACAAGAGGCGCUGAUAAAUAAUUCCCACUGUUUGUUUUAAUUCGAUUAAAGAUGUAAGCUAAUGCUUGCUUUCACAUCUUGGCUGUAAAUUGACGUCCGUCCCUGUGCCAGUUAAAUCUUGUUCGCUGGAAGUGACUGUUCAUGAAGCCCGUCUAAGUUACUGCUGCUACACCUGUCAGUGUGUUAAUCACACACCUGCUUAUGCAGCUCUCUGCAGUGGAGGCGGCUCAAAGUUUACGACUCAAAAUUUGCAGAUUUUUAAAGCUGUUUCGUUUAGCGUUUGGCUAAAGUAGCUUCUUGCCCGAUUUUGGCAGGAAAAAUGAUGACCGUUGCUGGCAGUUUCAAUUAGCUCAGAUUAGCUCUUGCUAUAAAAAAAAAAAAAGAAAAUCUGUAAAAGCGUUUUUUAAAAAUGCACCUUGCAACUUGAUAUGAAGCCCCUGUAUUAAAAGUAAUGUAAAGAAAACGGCACAAAUAUAGAUUUCUGCCAUUUCAGAUGCAUGCUUAGAACACAAAGCAGCAAAAAUCUGGAUGUGAGGCCCAAACGUAGAAGAAAAUUCUCCAAAACAUCUGUAUUAGUGUGGACGAGGUCUAAGUUGAGCAUGAAAGCUCAUUCUUGACUUGGAAACAGAUAAAAAAAAGAGAAAAUCCCAACUCAAGACCACCUCAUGAGCUUUUUCCAUUGUUUCAACCCGUUAAAUCUGAGCUGCAGCAUCACAACAAACUCUGGAAAAAGCCGUGAGGGACUCUGCAUUGUUCUCACCGUUAUCAUGCCACAGCUCACACUGUCUACUAUCUUUACACAGGAACAAAUAUUCUGAAGUCCAGCAGGUCAGAAACCAGGUCUGAAGUCACCGAUAUAGAAAGACAUUCGUUCAUCUAUACGACGGGAUCACGUUGCUCCUCCGCCAUCAGUCACAUUCACAACACUUAAACAGGCUCUGUCUGUGUCUGAGAGCUCUCAGCCAUGCUGGGUGUUGGGUUACUUAUUGCCCCAGUAGGUAACUCAAACCUCCGCAUCCUUAAAUAAACACUUGAUAAUGAUUCGGGGGAGAUGCCAGCCGUGAACCUGAGCCCUCUCACCUUCAGAUCAGACACACUGCAGCUGCCGAGCAGAGACGGAAAGAAAGACGCUGAACAAGAGACAGAAAAUCGACAAAAGAGAAACUCCCUUAUUGCUAUUUGGACUUGAAGCAGUUAAUGCAUAAGCACACUUUGCUAAUGAAUGACUCCUACAAUAUACAUGCACUGUAUAUAUUUAUAUAUAUAUUUAUGUAUGAUGGGACAACACACUCCCAGAUCCUCCCCUCUCUCCCUCCAUGUAUGUAGCACACUGAACUGCUUCUAAAAGGCCACACGUUCUCUCCAUUGCUUUAAUAACAAUCUCACUAAUUACUCAAAUUAUUAUUGGAAUGUAACCUCUUUUCCAUUUCGAGGACAGGAAGCGGUUGCAAAAAAGAAAAUGCAACCGGCACAAGCUGCUGCCGCCCGCUCGCUCUCCUCCGUCACUGUUUCCUCCUUCCGCCGUGUGAGAGGAGAUGUGUUGAUGACAUCGCCCGAGUUUCAUAUCAAACUCCCUUUUCUCCCCUAAACCGGAUUCGACACGGUUUCCAAAUAAUUACCUGACAUACACGGUCAGACGGAUUUAGGUGGAUGUGAUUUGGGAGGCCUGCUGAACAGACACAUCGAGUGUAAAGCACUGCUUGCAUGCAAUUCUUUAACAAAAAGUUAAAUCUGCUUGUCCGGUGUUGAUACACUUGAGCUUGAACUGAUAGGAUUAACAAGUUAUAAAUACAGCACAGCCGAGCUUAGCGGACGCCACCCAGAUCCAGCCUCCUUUAUGCACCUGCGUCGCUUUAUCCAGCUGUUGGACAUCACGGCAACACUCUUUAGAACAGAGACUGGAUGUUAAAAUUUGGUGCUGUAAAGGCCCUGAAAGCAUUUUGUGUCAACCAGUGGGAUGGAUGCAGCCAAAGCAGCUCUGGAGCAGAGAGUUUGGCUUUUUGGCCGUCGACAUCCUCGUUUUUUAGAAUCAGACGUGACGAGCGACGGGUGGAUCUGACUGAGGAUAAUGCAUAUCUGGCUUUUUUUACUCUAAAUGCGAUCAGAAUUUACAAAAUGAACAUUGAAGACUUGAAAGCAGCUGUUGAGACUAUAAGUUUGUUUACUGAGGGAGCAGAUCAAGUAGGAAGUAGAGUUGUUUCCUCACAGACUUUCUGCACAGUCAGACUUAUUUUUGCAACCAGAGGAGUCGCCCCCUGCUGGCUCUUAGAAAACAGAUGCAGGUUUGCAUGUGGCUGUACUUUCAGACGGUGUCCAUCUUUUAGGAGGACACAGCUAAACCCAGUGAAGCGUACGUGACAUUGGAACAGCCAAUAGCAGCCUUUGAAACAAGGUCACGUCACGUGUUUUAGCAUUCAGCGACAUUCGAAUCAGUCCGGUGACGCUUGGAGCCUGAUCUGGCGACACCCACGCAGCCCCAGUGGAGCAGAUUAGUGGUGUUCUGGGGCAUAAAGAGGCUUUUUAUUCAGCACUAAUUUUCAUGAUUCUAGAACACAAUCGAUGAAAAACGAAGCCAGACGGACCAGAUGAAGCCCGUUUGAUGUGUUGUGUGUACAAAGAGGGAAGACUUUGAAUCAUCAUUGUAGGAACCUGCUCACCGAGUCUCUGUCUGGAGGCUGUAAAUAGCUACCUGUCAGAAUCUUAAGAACCUUAAUGUUGCUUGGCAACAGACACAACUCGAGGAAGUAACGCCAGGCUGGUCAUUUCAAUGUGAAAUGUGACUUGUGAUAAGCCCUGUGGAUUUGAGGCUGCGAGACCACUCAGGCGACUGCGACGGAAAGGUCACAGGUUUGAUCCUCACAGGAAUCUGCAGCGUCUCUGUUAUAUGGGGAGCCGCCGAGGGUAAACCGAACAGCUCUAAAUAUCAAGAUUUCAGAGGGGAGAAAGGAGUUUGAUACGAAUUCGGCAUUAAAACGUCGAGUCGAUAAAGCCAUCAGAGCUCCCGGUGAUGGGUCACGAGCUUGCACGUAAUGCAGUUUCUGUUCACGUGUGACUUUUUUCUACAAUCGAGCAGGGAUGUCACUUUUUCUUGGCGACAUCCCAACAUACAGUACCGUUAUCGAUCUACAGACCUACUCUUUGUUUCUCUAGCAGCUAACAGAGUAUUAUGAAGCCAUCCGAUGCACUUUGCUUACCGAGCUAACCACAUGACAGAUGCUGCUGCUGCUGCUGCUGCUGCUGCUACGUUUCAGCAUGUUGCUCAAAGUGCGGCAAACGAGAAGUUUAGGUCAGAUUUGUCAAGGACUCAUCCAACUUAUACUUUCCUCCCCCAAAUAUCCCAUCCAGACUUCCAGCUCCCCCCUUUGCACACAUUAUAGCAUGUAAGCACACUGGUCUUUCUGUCUUUCUUUAUUUCUUUCUUUGUCAAUGCUGUGUUUUCGCUUUGCUUUGUUAGCCUGACCUCAUUUCCCUUUCCCCGAAGGCAACCCAAUGCGGGGUUCGGCGAGCACAGCUUGCUCGCCGUGAAAGAGGGAAGGAUGGGUGGAAUAAAAAGCUUGUCUCACUGCUGUGAUCAUGAAUGGAGCAAAAAAAAAAUAAAAAGCUGCGUAUAGUUUGACCAGGAUGGCUUAAGUGAAGUCCACACAUCCUCCUUAAAAACCUCUUGACGUCACGGCAGACAAGAGCUUGGCAAACAGCGGCCGAGGCUUUUGUACACACCGUUCACACUCCAGCGUCUGUACAGUGUCUCCCUAAAUCCACGCUUGCUAACUUAAUAUUCUCCUCUGCUUGCACAUGUUUAUCUACAUCCACUUCUUAUUACGCUUGACAAGAAUAUAAUGGACUGGAUAGAGAGAAGUAAUUGGUGCGGUUUGCCAACAGUGGAUAUUUGGGCACAGCUUUACAGCCUAGAAAUGACAUCAAAGCCAUACUUUAGAGAACAGAAACACAUAUUUAGAUAAUCUCUUCUUGUACAUCCCUUCUUUAUGUUGUCUGUAGUGCAACAGCGACGCAAACCCCAGAAGAAGAACUCCUCACUGAGAAGCAUGUUUUAGGUGAAUAGCCGGCAGUUUGUCUACGAAGAAAACCCGUAAAGUAGGAUUUUAGUUUGUACUUUGAGAUGAUUGUACGCUCACAACGUGGCAUUGAGGCGUUCGCUUACCCGUCACAGCGUGGCCGACCAGUGACCACUGUCCUUUCAGGGAGGCAUCUGCCAAUCAGGAAGCUCUACAGGGCCCCACCCUCAACCCACUGAUAUUCUUAUUGCCUCGUUACUUAUUCUACCAUGAUGAUCGAUGCUUUAUUUAUUACUUUCUAUAACCUUUGUUAUCGUGAACUUCUCCCACUUGUUUCGUUGUGUUUCUGAUGUGACGGCAUGUGAAAUCCAUAUUUGUAUGUUGUAGACUAUGAAUUUCCCUUUUUGUGUAUUUUGACAUUUCAAAUCUAUGAUGUGUUGUUGGGAUUUGAGAACCGGUGGCCGAGGUGAGAAUGCACAAGAACACUCCCUGUAUUGUGUUUUCUGCACAAAAAUAAAAUUAGCUGCAUAUUGCUUUGAA